GUUGCGCCGAUCGCCGUCACCCUACGAAUCCCUUGCGCCCUCCGAUUCAGGUUUCUGAUGGUUAGUUGGUGAUUAAUCGUGAUAUCAGCUAUCUGUGGAUGGUUUUUAGGUGUAAUUUUUUGAAUAUGGAACUGUACAGAAGUGUGGAUUUCACUUCCUAGGCUUUGGCAAGAAGGGGGAGUUUUGUUCGGGUUUUCUUCAGUGGGUAGUGCUAUAGUUUCUUUGUGCAUUUUGUCAUCGGGAAUGAGUCGGGAGGAUGAGGACCAGUUGGUGCCAGAAUCUCAACUUGAAAGUAAACCUGAAUAUCAAAAGCAGUCAAAAAUAUCAUACACCAGAGAUUUUCUAUUGUCGUUCAGUGACUUGGAUAUUUGCAAGAAGCUACCUAGUGGAUUUGAUGCUUCAAUUCUGAGUGAACUUGAAGAUGCUUCGAGUAAUAUACUUGAGCGGCAAAGAGGUCCAGGAGGCUCUUCUUUGCAGGGUCUAAAGCGCAACGACUAUGGUUCAUUACCAUCAAACAGGUUGGAUGGCUCGGGUGGUUAUUCUCGAGGAAGCUCGGGGAGGUGGGACACCCGAUCCUCUGGGUCAAGUGAUAGAGAUGGAGACUUUCAGUCUGACCGUGAAUCUGUUAUGCAAGAUUCCGGUAGACGAUUUGGAAACCAAUCUAGACGUUCCUGGCAGCAUCCAGAGCAUGAUGGACUUUUGGGAAGUGGUGCAUUUCCAAGACCCUCUGGAUAUACUGGAACCUCAGCACCAAAGGCCCGGGGGAGCAGUCAUUAUCAGCUCAACAGGAGUUCGGAACCUUAUCAGCCGCCACGGCCAUAUAAGGCUAUACCUUUCUCACGAAAGGACAACAAUGAUUCAUGUAAUGAUGAAACAUUUGGUUCUGCUGAAUGCUCAAGUCAGGACAGAGCAGAAGAGGAAAGAAAGAGAAGAGCAUCCUUUGAGUUAAUGAGAAAGGAGCAACACAGAGCACUACAAGAGAAGCAAAAGCAUGAUAAUAAUAAAGAAAAACUUGAUGCGGAUAUUAUUGCACUAUUAGAGACUUCUGUUGACAAAAAAGGCAUGAUGAACAGAAAUGACAAGUCAGAUGACUCUUUGACAUCUUUCCUUUCCCUGCAUGAUUCUUCUAAGUCUUCUUUCGCUCCUCAAGCUCCUGCAUCUAGACCACUCGUGCCUCCUGGUUUUGCAAAUGCACUAGUGGAGAAAAAUAUAUGUGGGCAGUCUUCAAGCACUUCCAUUGCAUCAGAGGCUAGAAGUAUGGCUGUAGAGGAUAAGAUUCCUCUAGAUGGCAUGGAUAAUGAUCAAGAGAAAAGGAAUCAGCCAGCUGCAUGCAUGAAUGCCAACGUGCAGACAAGUGGUUCCAUGGGCACUUCUGUUUUUCUGGUAAAUGAAAACUUAUCAGCAAAUGUGGAAGUUGUUAAAUCUUCAAUUGGUUUUGAAAAUGUGGUCGGAAUGUCUUCUGGUCUUCAAAAAGUCGAUGAGGUUUGGGAAGAUGAUAUAGUGAAAGAUUUUUCCCACAAAAAAGGGACCAAGUCUGAGAUUUUGGCUACAGUUGGUCAGGAUCAUUCUACAUCAAUUCUGGAAAAGUUGUUUGGCAGUGCUCUGUCAAAAAAUUAUGACAAUUCACCUACUUAUGUUGAGAAUCAGGGUCUUGAAAGAGAUGAGGAGACAAGGAGUCCUGUGGUAUCCAAAUCUUCAAAGUUUGCUCAUUGGUUUCUUGAAGAAGAAAAAAAGCCCAUGGAAGAUUUUUCAUCCAGGGACUUGCUCUCUUUAAUUGUCAAUAAUGAGAAAGUAGGUUCACAAACACCCGCAGUUUCUAAUGACAUAGCUGAAGGGUAUAUCGCACCAAGCUUAGCUUUUGAAAAUAAUGAUAAUGCACCCAAGCUCCUUACAUCUCCUGCAACUUUGUCGAUAGCUGGGAUCUCUGAACAGUAUCAUCAAGGUGAUAAGCCAGAUUCAAAUCCUCUUGUGCUUACAUGUGAGGACCUUGAGCAGUCCAUCUUGGCUGAGGUUAAAGAUAGCAGUUCAACUUUACAGCAUUCUGUCCAGGGAGCUUGGACUGUAUUGGAUGGUAAAUCUGAAGAUCAGAGAACUAAUGUGGAUGACCAUGCAUCCCAACAUCUCCUUUCUUUGUUGCAAAAGGGAACAAAGAAAGAUGCAAUGGCGUUGUCUAGGUUAGGUAUGGAAUCCUUCGAUAGACUUACUAUCUCAGAUGUGAAAUCUGGUGUCAAUCUUGGGGGUGUUGAGAAUGCUACUCCUAGCAAUUCUGAAACAGUUCCUGGUUCUGAGAAGACUCUGACGCUAGAAGCAUUAUUUGGGGCAGCAUUUAUGAAUGAGCUCCAUUCUGUGGAAGCCCCGGUCUCAGUUCAGAGAGGUUCAGCAGGAGGGAUUAAUGACACUGAUGUUCCUCUUACACAUAAAUUGCCAAUUUCUCCUGCAGAUGAUGCUUUAUUUUCUUCUAGUUCUGGUGAGUAUGUAUCCAACAAGACCAUUCAUGAAGGAAAAAUGUUAUAUUUAAACCAUAUUCAAGAAGCAGGAGGCUACAAUGUCCCAGGGGCUGGGGUAGAUAACAGAGACUCUCCUAUUGAGGGUUCAAAGCUUGGUAGUGCUGGUCUUGAAGGGGGAGCUAUGGAGAUUCACCUACCAGAAGAGGACAGUUUGAUCACAGGUAGGCCAUCUUCGCAGUUACCACAUCCGAUGAAUCAAACAAGGCCUUUAUUCCAGCAAUUGGAUCAUCUUGCUAAUAGGAAUCAACAGAUGAAGUUCACUGGUCCAGAAGGCAUCCAUCAUGAUCCUCAUCAUCCUUUUCCUGCGAAUGCUAUCCCUCAUCAUGCUUUCAACAAUGCUGGUGAUCCGCGGUUUGACCCAGCUGCUCAUCAUCUGAUGUUUCAACAAAUGCCACUUCCAGGAAAUUUCCCACAACAAUACCCAUUUCAGGGAUUGCCAAGAGGUGUCCCACUAUCUCAUCCCAUCAAUCACAUUCCAGGUUAUUCACCUGAGAUGGGCAAUGUACAUAAUCAUCCAAUGCCCCAACGCCAGCCAAAUUAUGGUGGCCUUGGAAUGGGAAUGCCAGGACCUGUUGUUGGGGGUGGUACGGGUGGUCACCCAGAGGCACUUGAAAGGCUGAUCGAGAUGGAAAUGAGAGCUAAUUCGAAGCAGAUCCACCCGGCAUCAGCUGGUUAUAUUCCAGGUAUUUUUGGUCCUGAGCUUGACAUGAACUUCAGGUAUGGAUGAACAUAGAAGAGCUCUAAGUCGUGUUAAUCUCGGUAGUUGUGGAACACCUUGUUUCUGGGGAGGUGGGGUGAAUUUAAUUUUCCUCUCGUGCUGGUGUAUUCUGUUGUGUAGGUUAUAAUUUCAUGUAGCUUCUGGAUGAGGUCUGGGUUUGUUCUCAUAUCCCAUUUCCAAAACAAAUAGGAAAAUGAAAAUCAAAAGUCACUGUUAAAGAAGGUUAGGAAGGAUAUGAUGGUGAUGCAUGAGACAGAAUCCCCAUGUAUAGACCGGUCAAGUGCUUUUUGGUGUCGAUAGCUUAUUAGAAUGCGGUACCAGUCUCAGCAUAUAUACUUGUUUAGCGACAUUAUGGGAAAAGGGCUUUUUUAAAUGUUUGAGGAUGGAUAAAGCUGGGUUUGUAUAACCGUUGAUGCUAUCCUGAAGCCUUCUAGGAAAUAUGAUUGCUGUUAAUUUUGCAUUUCAUGUUUUUA
Molecule: messenger RNA, 3698 nt
Organism: Elaeis guineensis (African oil palm)
Lineage: Eukaryota; Viridiplantae; Streptophyta; Magnoliopsida; Arecales; Arecaceae
Source: RefSeq, a predicted model, not a curated record